Messenger RNA from Nicotiana tabacum (common tobacco), 2341 nucleotides. Its product is annotated as anthranilate synthase alpha subunit 1, chloroplastic. NCBI's taxonomy places the organism in Eukaryota, Viridiplantae, Streptophyta, Magnoliopsida, Solanales, Solanaceae. The record is from RefSeq and is a predicted model, not a curated record. Gene Ontology annotation, molecular function: anthranilate synthase activity. Gene Ontology annotation, biological process: L-tryptophan biosynthetic process.
AGGCAACUAGUAUAAAUGAGCGAUCCCACAUUUUCAUAAUUCAUAGUCACCGUCAAAAAUCCCCAUUUCACCACUUCCUCCUCACUUUUAUCUCUUUCUGGUGUUGUGCUAUUGUAGAAAUGCAGUCGUUACCUAUCUCACACCGGUUGUUUCCGGCCACCCACCGGAAAGUUCUGCCACUCGCCGUCUUUUCUUGCCGGAGCUCAACUUCUUCACUUUCGCUUCGUGUCCGUACACUACAAUGCCGCUGUCUUCACUCUUCAUCUCUAGUUAUGGAUGAGGACAGGUUCAUUGAAGCUUCUAAAAGCGGAAACUUGAUUCCGCUGCAGAAAACCAUUUUUUCUGAUCAUUUGACUCCGGUGCUGGCUUACCGGUGUUUGGUGAAAGAAGACGAUCGUGAAGCUCCAAGCUUUCUCUUUGAAUCCGUUGAACCUGGGUUUCGGGGUUCUAGUGUUGGGCGCUACAGUGUGGUGGGGGCUCAACCAUCUAUGGAAAUUGUGGCUAAGGAACACAAUGUGACUAUAUUGGACCACCACACUGGAAAAUUGACCCAGAAGACUGUCCAAGAUCCCAUGACGAUUCCGAGGUGUAUUUCUGAGGAAUGGAAGCCCAGGCUUGUUGAUGAACUUCCUGAUACCUUUUGUGGUGGAUGGGUUGGUUAUUUCUCAUAUGACACAGUUCGGUAUGUAGAGAACAGGAAGUUACCAUUCCUAAGGGCUCCAGAGGAUGACCGGAACCUUGCAGAUAUUCAACUAGGACUAUAUGAAGAUGUCGUUGUGUUUGAUCAUGUUGAGAAGAAAGCACAUGUGAUUCACUGGGUGCGGUUGGAUCAGUAUUCAUCUCUUCCUGAGGCAUAUCUUGAUGGGAAGAAACGCUUAGAAAUAUUAGUAUCCAGAGUACAAGGAAUUGAGUCUCCAAGGUUAUCUCCCGGUUCUGUGGAUUUCUGUACUCACACAUUUGGACCUUCAUUAACCAAGGGAAACAUGACAAGUGAGGAGUACAAGAAUGCUGUCUUACAAGCAAAGGAGCACAUUGCUGCAGGAGACAUAUUUCAAAUUGUUUUAAGUCAACGCUUUGAGAGAAGAACAUUUGCUGACCCAUUUGAAGUCUACAGAGCAUUAAGAAUUGUGAAUCCAAGCCCAUACAUGACUUACAUACAAGCCAGAGGCUGUAUUUUAGUUGCAUCGAGCCCGGAAAUUCUGACACGUGUGAAGAAGAGAAGAAUUGUUAAUCGACCAUUGGCUGGGACAAGCAGAAGAGGGAAGACACCUGAUGAGGAUGUGAUGUUGGAAAUGCAGAUGUUAAAAGAUGAGAAACAAUGCGCAGAGCACAUCAUGCUGGUUGAUUUAGGACGAAAUGAUGUAGGAAAGGUGUCAAAACCUGGCUCUGUGAAUGUUGAAAAGCUCAUGAGCGUCGAGCGGUAUUCCCAUGUGAUGCACAUAAGCUCCACGGUCUCUGGAGAGUUGCUUGAUCAUUUAACCUGUUGGGAUGCACUACGAGCUGCAUUGCCUGUUGGGACCGUCAGUGGAGCACCAAAGGUAAAGGCCAUGGAGUUGAUUGAUCAACUAGAAGUAACUCGGAGAGGGCCUUACAGUGGUGGGUUUGGAGGCAUUUCCUUUUCAGGGGAUAUGGACAUUGCACUAGCUCUAAGGACGAUGGUAUUCCUCAAUGGAGCUCGUUACGACACAAUGUAUUCAUAUACAGAUGCCAGCAAGCGUCAGGAAUGGGUUGCUCAUCUCCAAUCUGGGGCUGGAAUUGUGGCUGAUAGUAAUCCUGACGAGGAACAGAUAGAAUGUGAGAAUAAAGUAGCCGGUUUGUGCCGAGCCAUUGACGUGGCCGAGUCAGCUUUUGUAAAGGGAAGACACAAACCAUCAGUCAAGAUAAAUGGUUCUGUGCCAAAUCUAUUUUCAAGGGUACAACAUCAAACAUCUGGUAUGUCGAAGGACAGAAUACAUGAGAAAAGAAACUAGCGAAUAUGAAGAUGUGCAUAUAUAUAUAUAUAUAUAUAUAUAUAUAUAUAUUCUAAAGUGGUUUUCUUGUUCAGUUUAAUGUUUUAGUGGAUUGAGACUGUAGUUGCAGAAGAGAGUUGUUUAGAAUGACCUUCAUUUUGGUGUUCCUGAAGCUGAAAGGAGAAUGCACAUAUAUAGCAAAUUGAUAAAAUGUUCAAUCCUUGUAUGCGGGUGAGAAUCAAUGCCAUCAGCAAUUUGGAAAAGCUCCUUGCGACGCUGAGAACAUUUAACACUUCCUUGUCUUUUCAAACUGAAACACUGUUCCAAAUUUUAAGGAACCUACAUUCAGCUGACUUCCUUUAUAAAUUAAUUAAUACUGUAAUUUAGUUUUG